CAUGCCUCAUCGACUGCGGCAGAACCUGCUAUUGCCGAAUCCGCCCACGGUGGUCAUGCACGAUCCUCGCACCCACCUGAGGAACCUGCCCCAGGCCUACAGUCCAGCCCAAACUCCGUUGAGCAGGGAACGGGACUUUGCCUCGCAGGUUCGCUAUCAUCUGGAGUCGCCGCGUAAGCCCAAAUUCCGACCAUGCAAGGUCAUCUUUGUGGGCGAUUGCGCCGUUGGCAAGACUGCCAUCGUCAACCGGUUUUGCUACGACAAAUUCCAAUCAAAUUACAAAGCCACCAUUGGCGUGGAUUUUGAGCUGGAGAACUUCAGCAUCCUGGGUCACAACUACAAUCUAGAAAUGUGGGACACGGCUGGUCAGGAGAGAUUUAAAUGCAUAGCAGGUGCUUAUUAUCGCAAUGCAAGUGUGAUAGUGGUUACCUAUGACAUGUCGAAAAGGGAUUCCCUGGAAUCGGCUAAGAAGUGGCUCAAUAGCGCACUGAACUACAAUACCAGCAAGAGACCCUUGAUUUUUUUAGUGGGCACAAAAGCAGAUCUUUUGACAAAGGAGGAUUUCGUACGAAUGGAACGAUUGGCCGGAGUGGCAGCUGCCGAGCUUCAGGCGGAGUAUUGGUCCGUCUCAGCGCGGUCUGGUUUCAAAGUAACGGAACUCUUUCAAAGGAUAGCCGGCUUAGCAUUUGAAGAAGCUGUAAAGCAGGAAAUAAAGGCAACUAAGAAUCAACCACAGGAACAAGCAACUCAAGCCUCCGUUAAAUCGCAAACUUUUGGUGGGAAGUUUUAUAACUAUUUAUAUAGCUUCAGCUUUAAAAUCUUUAUUUCAGAUUUACGUAGCUUUUUUAGCAAUCGCUUUUCGCCUGGGAAAAUCGGUUGUGCUUGCUAGCUUCCAUAUACUACUAAUUUAUAUUUUAAGUUAAAGUUAGGUCGUUAAAAUUACCUAAUAAAGAAAUAUAUA
Messenger RNA from Drosophila eugracilis, 961 nucleotides. RefSeq names its product ras-related protein Rab-34 (gene RabX5). The transcript has 5 exons. Gene Ontology annotation, molecular function: GTP binding; GTPase activity. The record is from RefSeq and is a predicted model, not a curated record. NCBI's taxonomy places the organism in Eukaryota, Metazoa, Arthropoda, Insecta, Diptera, Drosophilidae. The coding region runs from base 2 to 889 and encodes 295 amino acids.